AUGAAGAACAAGGAUUGUGUUUCAUUUAAAGGCCACCCAGCAGGUGUGACAGGAAAGUUGUAUCGUACUCUCCUGAAAAGACAGCGCUGCUUUCUUGCUGCGGUGGUGGACAUCAACGAGUUUAAAACCUCAAAGGUGGGUCCCAAAUUGCCAAAUCAAGUGCCCUUCUCUAGAAGUAAUGUCAUUUUCGUAGGUUUAGACGUCAAUGCGGCGAAAAAUAUGCUUACUAUUGCAAAUUCCGUAUGGGAACACAAUAGCCGUCCCGACAUUUUCUCUCGCCAUCGCCAUAACGAAAAUGGUGCUGCAGGUUCUAUACCGACGGCUUAAAGAUUUUUACGCGUUUAG
Mycotypha africana is the source of this 345-nucleotide messenger RNA. RefSeq lists its product as uncharacterized. The record is from RefSeq and is a predicted model, not a curated record. NCBI's taxonomy places the organism in Eukaryota, Fungi, Mucoromycota, Mucoromycetes, Mucorales, Mycotyphaceae. The coding region runs from base 1 to 327 and encodes 108 amino acids. The transcript has 2 exons.